Messenger RNA from Mytilus trossulus (common blue mussel), 1677 nucleotides. RefSeq lists its product as uncharacterized. The record is from RefSeq and is a predicted model, not a curated record. Bases 1 to 1677 code for a protein of 558 amino acids. NCBI's taxonomy places the organism in Eukaryota, Metazoa, Mollusca, Bivalvia, Mytilida, Mytilidae. The transcript has a single exon.
AUGGCAACCAAUUGCAGUAAUUGUGGUGUUGGUGAAAAUCUUCAGAUUAAUGAACAUUCAGUAGUAUGGUGUUCGGAAUGUGAUGAAGGACUUGAUAAAGAGCGCGAAAAUCAUAACUCUGAUUCCAAGGCGUCAAAAAGCCAUGAAACCGUUUUUAUCGCCGAAUACAAAACAUUACCGACCGAAGUCAUACACAUCGCCCAGACCUGCAAACUUCAUAAUGAGAAAUUCAAACUUUUCUGUAGAGACCACGAUUGUCCAUGCUGUCAGAAAUGUGAGAAUUCUCACACCGACUGUAAAAGUUUAACGGACAUAAAUGUACUCGUAAAGAACAUCAAAACUUCAAACGCUUUUUACGAAUUCGAACAGACCCUGCUGGAAGUCGUCCAGAAUAUUAAACAACUCCACACUAACAGGAGAGAAAAUUUAACAUUGCUAGAAAAUAAGAAGAGAGAAAUUGAAGCCGAAAUAAAACAAAGCAGGGUACAUAUAAAUCAUCACCUUGAUAAACUCCAAGAUGACUUGAUUAACGAACUAGUGAGAGUUGAACAACAAGAAAAUAGAAAAAUAGAAAAAUUAUUGACUACUCUGAAAAAGAAGGAAUCAGAUAUCAUUGAGGUACAAGAAAACAUUGCUAGUAUUAAAAAGCAUGCGCCUGACCUUCAAACGUUUUUAACCAUGAAAAAUAUCGAAAAAGAUAUUUCAACCGAAGAAAAAUUUAUUCAAUUGAUUACCACAAGUGGAUCCACAAAUCAAGUCAAUAUUUCAUUCCAGAUUAACAAGUCUUUGCAGCAAAUAUCUGCCAUCGUACAGAAGUUUGGGGAAAUUAAUGUCAGUUCUGAUCCAUGUGAUUUUUCCAUUCAGAAAAGGAAGGAUAGACAAGCUCAGAUUAUGAUAGCUUUUCCAACCAGAAAUAUUGAUAACCUAACUCUGAAAUUACAGAAACGUAUCAAUACAGGGUUGUCAAAUGUUCAUAGUUGUUCACUGCUUCCUGGCGAUAAGAUGGUAUUCUCGAGUUCUAGCCAACAAAAGAUAAAAGUGCUCAAGUCUGACGGAUCGAAAGAUUUUCAAAUAAAGAAAAUCGGUCCCACUUUUAAUGUGGUAUUUAGUGGUGAUGAUUCUAUUGCUGUAACUUCUGGCUGUUCAAAUCAGAUUAAUAUAAUCGACUUAAAGAAGCACAAACUGAAGAAAUCAAUAACAGUGAAUUCAUAUAAUUCUGGACUAGUAUACAAAGAUGGACAUUUGAUUUAUUGUGCCCAAGAAAAAGGAAUACAGAUGAUCAGUCUGAAUGAUGAAACAAUUACCAAUGUUAGCAAAACCCAACUUCCAGAUUUUGCGUACGUUGCAGCAUUAGGUGACAAACUGUACUACACACAUUAUAGAAAUCACAGUGUAACCUGUUGUGAUUACCAUGGUAACACACUGUGGACGUUCUGUGAUAGAAAUGUUCUGAUGUCUCCAUUAAGUAUAUCUGUAGACAAUGAUGGUAACGUGUAUGUAGCAGGAUUUGAUUCUAACAAUGUGGUCGUUAUUUCUCCUGAUGGACAACACUACAGACAACUCUUAUCAAGUGAAGAUGGACUGAGAUUGCUAUGGGCUCUACAUUAUGACAAAUCUACCAAUAAAUUGUUGGUUGCAAAUCGAUUCAAUGAAGCCUUUUUGUUUGCAAUCGAAUGA